AUGAACGUCACCAAGGUCGGGAGGAUUGCCUUUUUGCGCGCAGCGAGGCUUUCGACGCGCAGGACUGACGAUGCCAUAGUUAUUGACCAACUCACCCAUCACGAACACCCUCCUCAAGACAUGCCUAGCAGAAUCAAGCGCCGUAGACUCUCCGACGCCGCCCCAGAACCAGAACAGGACGUCACUCAAGCCGACUCGAGAUCUAUCAUCGUGCCAGGGUUCCCGUUAGAAGGAGAUCCCUUCGGCCCACACUGGAGUAUCGCAGAAGAUGCAGGCAGCUACAACCCUCCCAACGCCCCAAACAUCGACGUCUCCCCCAAAGUCACCCAACAAGACUGGGAUCGCAUCAUGGCAUCUAUCCCACCCCACGAUCGUAUCGGCCUUCUCAAACAAGACUACCACUUCAACAACAAAUGGCUGAUCGGCAAACCCAUGUUCCCUCACCAACUUCCCGACCGCGCCAGAGCUGAUCUCAACAUGAUCGACGACGAGCAAGGCGGCUUUGAACCCCUCCCUCCUCCGAGUCUGCCCCACGAUGAGCAGCUUUGGAGCUUGCAUGCUCAGACUCAUACUUUUGAUCACAGCACUGAGAGUUUUGUGCCGGUUGAUCAGGAGCCGAAGCGUGCGGAGAAGAAGAGUUUGCUGACUGAGGAACAGAUGGAGAGGAAUGUCACAGGCUUCUUGACGAAAUCUCCCGCUGAGCGGUCGAAGCGUACCGCACAUGACGAGUUCUUUGCUCCGGAGGCGUAG
Molecule: messenger RNA, 750 nt
Organism: Pseudocercospora fijiensis CIRAD86
Lineage: Eukaryota; Fungi; Ascomycota; Dothideomycetes; Mycosphaerellales; Mycosphaerellaceae
Exons: 2
Coding region: 1-750 (249 amino acids)
Source: RefSeq, a predicted model, not a curated record